AUGUCCGCAACGACAAGCUCAACCAACCCUCUUUUUACGGAGGAUGUCGACCAGACCCCCGAUCUUGGAGGGAAUGCUGCUGGAGCGGCUGGGUCCAGCGAAGGAGGCGUUCAGCUCUCGUCGAGUGCUUUGAUCGCCAUCAUAGUUGUUGUCUCAAUUGUCGCCGUUGGUGGCAUUGCCUCAUCUGUACUCUUCUAUCUCGCCAAGAAGAGAGAAUGGAAGAUUCGUGAGACCAUUCGUCGGUCCGCCAGGAAGGUCGUCACUGCCCUCACUCCACGGAGGACAGAAUUCCCUAAGCAUGUCAAGGAGUCCAGAUCUCGAGGCGAUGGACGUGUUAGGCUCGACGAUGUUCCACCUACCCCUCGUCUGAGGCCAGGAGACCUCGAGAAAGGACUUGCAGCCACGAGAACAAAGAGGGCGGACACAAGUCCCAAGCCGAAGCGAAGCAACUUCAGCAGGAAGUAA
Messenger RNA from Pyricularia grisea, 465 nucleotides. RefSeq lists its product as uncharacterized. Lineage: Eukaryota; Fungi; Ascomycota; Sordariomycetes; Magnaporthales; Pyriculariaceae. The transcript is spliced from 2 exons. The record is from RefSeq and is a predicted model, not a curated record. The coding region runs from base 1 to 465 and encodes 154 amino acids.